Sinocyclocheilus grahami is the source of this 2380-nucleotide messenger RNA. RefSeq names its product serine/threonine-protein phosphatase 4 regulatory subunit 1-like. Gene Ontology annotation, biological process: protein dephosphorylation. The record is from RefSeq and is a predicted model, not a curated record. Gene Ontology annotation, cellular component: cytoplasm. Gene Ontology annotation, molecular function: protein binding; protein phosphatase regulator activity. The transcript is spliced from 16 exons. NCBI's taxonomy places the organism in Eukaryota, Metazoa, Chordata, Actinopteri, Cypriniformes, Cyprinidae. The coding region runs from base 1 to 2313 and encodes 770 amino acids.
AUGAAGUGUGUUCUGUGUCUGGAUGGAUUCAGCUCAGAGUCUGACACUAUUGUUGUGUCUUCAGUGCUGGAUUUCGUGUCUCAGGAUGAGAUGUUGACUCCUCUGGGCCGACUGGACAAGUACAUCAGCAGCGAGAACGUCUUCAACAGGCAGAUGGUGGCCCGCAGUCUUCUGGACACGCUCCGGGCCGUCAGCGAGGAUGAGCGCGAGUGUGUGUCUGUGCUGGAGCGGAUCGACAGACUCGCAGACGACUCAGAGCCGACGGUUCGAGCAGAGCUCAUGGAGCAAAUCCCACACAUCGCCAUCUUCUGUCAGGAGAACAGACCUUCCAUUCCCUUCGCCUUCUCCAAGUUCCUGCUUCCCAUCGUGGUGCGAUACCUGUCCGACCAGAACAACCUGGUGCGUAAGACGAGUCAGGCGGCGCUGCUGGUUCUGCUGGAGCAGGAGCUGAUGGAGCGAGGAGACGUGGAGAGCCUGGUGUGUCCGGUGCUGGUGGACCUGACCGCUCCCGACAGCAGCGACGACGUCAAGACCGAAGCCAUGGCGGUGAGAGUCUGUGCUGCCGCAGGCCUCAGCAGCAUCAAUCUGUCUGGACAGCUGCCGCGCUUCUUCCAGCUGUGCUCUGAUAACGUGUGGGGCGUGAGGAAGGUUUGUGCGGCGAACUUCGGAGACGUCUGCAGUGUGGUCGGCGGAGAGGCGACGGAGGAGCUGCUGCUGCCGCGCUUCUUCCAGCUGUGCUCUGAUAACGUGUGGGGCGUGAGGAAGGCCUGCGCCGAGUGCUUCAUGACCGUCUCCUCGGCCUCGUCUCCAGACGUGCGGCGCAGCAAACUCUCGUCUCUGUUCAUCAGUCUGAUCAGCGACCCGUCGCGCUGGGUGCGUCAGGCUGCGUUUCAGUCGCUCGGUCCGUUCAUCUCCACCUUCGCCAGCCCCAGCAGUAACACGGCUCAGUGCUUCAGAGACGAGGCCGAGGCCGAGAGGAGCGGAUCACAGACACACAGCAGUAACACGGCUCAGUGCUUCAGAGACGAGGCCGGGGCCGAGAGGAGCGGAUCACAGACACACAGCAGUAACACGGCUCAGUGCUUCAGAGACGAGGCCGAGGCCGAGAGGAGCGGAUCACAGACACACAGCACAAACACAGACGCCGUCUGUCCGCCGCGGGGCUCCCGUGAGGAAGAGGAGGGCGGAGGAGAGCAGACGGUCGAGAAGUGCCUUCCUGAGGAGACGCAGCCUUCAUCCCAUCCUCCAGCGCAGGAGAUCCCGGAGCAGGAGCUCUUCAACUCCUUCCACUACUGGAGGACCCCCAUCCCUCAGAUCCAGCUGGAGCUGCUGCAGGAGGAGGACAGGCGGCCCUCGGCCCCGGCGCUGGGCAGAACACAGCUGCAGGAGCUCAUCGAGAACCUGGAGCCGCAUACCGACGACCCCGACGUCAAAGCACAAGUGGACGUCCUGACAGCUGCUCUGAGAGCCACGGCGCUGGACUCUGGACUGGAAGAUGCUUUCCUGGAGCCUCGAGCCGCUCGAUCAAACCCCUUCAGCUCCCAGCAGCCCUCAGAACACCUGUCAGCCGACACACAGAGGCGUGAUUCCUCUCUACACGUGACGCAUGACGAUGAUGAUUCUGACGUGAGCGACAGCAGCCUGAGUGCUGAAGACCAGCGGAAAUCCAAACAGCAGGUCAGUUGGAAGGUGCGGCGGACGCUGGCGUUCUCCAUCCAUGAGCUGGCUCUGAUUCUGGGGGAUCAGCUGACCGCUGCUCAUCUGGUGCCCAUCUUCAACAGCUUCCUGAAGGACCUGGACGAGGUUCGCAUCGGCGUCCUCAAGCACCUCUACGACUUCCUCAAGAUUGCUCUCUCUGCGUCUGGUUGUGUGUUGCAGGUGAGCGAGAUCAUCAGGAAGCUGUCGUCGUGUUCGUCUCUGCUGGUGAGUUUUCUGGGAGAGCUGGUGGAGAAGUUCUGUCACUCUCUGAAGUGGUCCGGUCGUCAGGCGUUCGCCUUCAUCUGUCAGUUGUCCAUAGAGGAGGAGUGUCUGUCUCUGGACCAGUUCUCGGAGCAUCUUCUUCCUCCUCUUCUUCAGCUGGCGUCUGAUCCGGUGGCUAACGUCCGUGUGCUGCUGGCCAAAACCCUGCGGCAGACGCUGCUGGAGCGAGAGUAUUUUCUGAGCGCGCUGAACUGUCAGCAGGUAGCGCUGGAGCACACACUCGUCUCGCUGCAGACAGACGUGGAUAAAGACGUCAAGUACUUCUCCAGCGUUCACCCCGGCAGCACGCGUCUGAACGAGGACGCCAUGAGCAGCACGUCCUCCACCUACUGACCUGCUGUCCCAGAAUGCACCUCUCUGAUUUCACCACAGAAGCCUUAAUCACGUCUUCCUUCUCCAG